AGCUAUUUUCAUCCAUCGCAUCAGGACCGAUUCGACCGCCGCGGUGCAAUGAGUCGAGAGCUUGAUGGUCUGCUCGACAAACUCGCCAAGAUCAAUGUCGAGAUGGGUGGCGAGGAGACUCGGGACAAGAAGGGGGUGAAGAAAGGCGACCGGUUCGGCGAACUCCGCGUCAAGAUCAGUGAGCGGCUGCAUGCGCUCAAAAUUACCUUGAACGAAAUUGCGCAGCCCGUGUCGACGAAGAAGCCAAUGCAUCCGCGAGAGAAGAUCCAGCAACAACAAGCUAUCCGGAACGACCUCCAGGGCCUUGAAGAAGACCUCGAGGAGCUUCGAUCUGUGUACGAGGCAGAGGCGAAGAAGAAGAAGAGCAAAUUGUCCAAAGAGGAGCUACAGAUUCGCAAAGACUUUGUCGACCAGUACACAUCCGAGCUCGAGUUUGUCAAAGAGCAAGCAUCCAACGCGUAUUUGAAAGCCUCUCCAGCCGGUCGGUCUCCUCAAGGCACUGCACAUGGAUUUGAUCGCGCAGCACUUUUUGGGACGUCCUCGGCGGUGUCGCCAUCGGCAGGGCAAUCGGCGUUUGCGUCAACCUUUAGCAGCAACGGGGAUAAGACGAACGGGUGGACAGGCGGCGGUCUUGGUGGUGGUGGCGGCGGAGACGUUCACCAAGAAGAAACGACUGCUGAGCACCGCGAGAUCAUGCUUCAAAUUGAGCAAAAGGACCAGCAUUUGGACGGCCUCGUAGACCAAAUCGGAACGGGUGUCCUUGAGCUCGGCCAGCUUGCGCGCGGCUUGAACGAAGAACUCGUCAAGCAAAACAUUAUGCUGGAAGGGCUCGAAGAGCGCAUCGACAACACCAGCAAUAAUGUCGAAAACUUGAACGCAAAGAUGAAGAAAACACUGACCGAGAUGGGGCGCAGCGGAGACAAGUGCAUGAUGGACUUUAUUUGCCUCGUCAUCCUGCUUGGCAUUCUCGCCGUCGUGUACAACAUGUUCGUCAAGAAGACUCCAACGUAGCACCCCAUCCACCCAUGACACACUCGUUCGUUCGUUCGCGGCUGCGGAUUCUGGCCAAGCAGAGCGACUCCACCCAAAACCCUCUGAGACUCGAAUUUGCCAUGGAGAACUCGAGUUUGUUUCAACUUCUUUAUGGUCAGGAUGGGCCGCGGCCCCUCAUAUCCAGCCCUUUGCCACGAAACUUCUCCUGUUUGCCGAA
Messenger RNA from Aphanomyces invadans, 1210 nucleotides. RefSeq lists its product as hypothetical. Gene Ontology annotation, cellular component: membrane; endomembrane system; SNARE complex. The record is from RefSeq and is a predicted model, not a curated record. Lineage: Eukaryota; Oomycota; Saprolegniomycetes; Saprolegniales; Verrucalvaceae. The transcript has 5 exons. Gene Ontology annotation, molecular function: SNARE binding; SNAP receptor activity. Bases 49 to 1011 code for a protein of 320 amino acids. Gene Ontology annotation, biological process: vesicle fusion; Golgi vesicle transport; intracellular protein transport.